CAGGUGGAGCACCUGAAGCAAGGCGUGGACCAGAAGCUGCAGGGAGGGCAGGAGAAGCUGCAGCAGAUGUGGUUGGAGUGGAGCAAGAAGCAGCCAGGUGGUGGCAAGGACCAGGUGCCACCAGAGACAGUGGAGUCAGGCACACUGACCAUGCUGAAGGGUUUGACACAGCAGCUCCAGAGCUCCUGCCAGCCCUUGGUGUCCAGCCUGCAGGCUGCCACCUCCUUCCAGGACAUGACAGGCAGUGUGCUGGCCAGGGCCCGUGCCCAUGCCACCAAGGCUCGGCAGCUGAUGGAUGAGCUGGUGGAACAUGUGUCCUACAACACCCCCCUGACCUGGCUGGUGGGACCCUUCGCCCCAUCCCUGGAGCACGCGGUGGAUGUGGAGAUGAAGUGA
Acanthisitta chloris (rifleman) is the source of this 396-nucleotide messenger RNA. Its product is annotated as perilipin-3-like. The transcript is spliced from 3 exons. Lineage: Eukaryota; Metazoa; Chordata; Aves; Passeriformes; Acanthisittidae. Gene Ontology annotation, cellular component: lipid droplet; cytosol. The record is from RefSeq and is a predicted model, not a curated record. Gene Ontology annotation, biological process: lipid storage; positive regulation of triglyceride storage. The annotation marks the transcript as partial.